Messenger RNA from Puntigrus tetrazona (Sumatra barb), 3713 nucleotides. RefSeq names its product transmembrane protein 178 (gene tmem178). NCBI's taxonomy places the organism in Eukaryota, Metazoa, Chordata, Actinopteri, Cypriniformes, Cyprinidae. Gene Ontology annotation, biological process: negative regulation of osteoclast differentiation; regulation of cytosolic calcium ion concentration. The transcript is spliced from 4 exons. Gene Ontology annotation, cellular component: endoplasmic reticulum membrane. The record is from RefSeq and is a predicted model, not a curated record. The coding region runs from base 2274 to 2621 and encodes 115 amino acids.
AUAGACAGAUUCCCGAACAAAUGAUUCUUAUGAGCUGGUUCUCGCAGUGAAUCAAAACACUUAUAAAUCAAUCGGAGAUGUUUUAACCCGCUGCUGUUACUCAAGACUCGUGGGGCUUAAAUCAAUGCAGCUUGGUUGACUGACAGGACGCAUUUACAGAUACAAAUCUGAAUAUUAUUGUGACAUGCGGUAGCUUGAUUAUUAUUUUUUUGUUUAGAACUAUAUCGCCUAGUAUGCCGACUAAAGAUAAAACUGUGCAAAAAAAAAGAUAUAUAAAAACCAUUGCAACAGCUUCACACUUCACCGUAAAAUGAUUUCAUAAUUAUCAAACAUAAUGAUUAAUAAUGACGGUCUGUAUGGUGUUGCGUCAAAAACAUAGGUGAGUGUGGAUGAAUAUUUAGCUUGUGCAGACUCGUUUCCUGGAAGAAAUAUCGAUUUAAUCCUUUUUGUUCUGACACUUAUCCGAACUUAAGCUUAAUGGACUUUUUGCUGACACCAGUGCCUGCCAUUUUUUCCCCUCUCUCUCUCUCUUGACCUGUUUAUUUUACUGCAAAGGCACUUUCUGCAAAUCAAUUUCAUGCAUGAUGAAUCUCAACAGAACAAAACUUUAUUAAAUUGCCGAGCAAGCCAGCUGUUCUGCAAAAGUUUCCUUUGAAAGAGAUGAAAGUCUCAAGGUGAAAAAAGGCACAGGAAAUGAGUGAUGAUUCAUAGUCAAUACAGAUUACAGAGAUCUGAUCAUGUCAGGAUUAAAAGCGGAAGCCGCGUGCCUUCUUGCAUUUAAAUCAAGCCCAAAGUCACACAGAUCACUUGACCUUCAGCACCCAGGCGUUGAUUUGUGACACAGCCUAUUACAGUGAGUCCCCGAAUCAGCCCAUCAAAGAAGAGAGGCACUCUAAAGAGCUUCUCAUCAGAUCACAAUGAAAUUAGCGCAGGUUGAGCGCACCAUGGCAACCGGAAGAUCAAAUUCCGGUUGCCAAACUCUUAAAAUUUUGGACUUUUAUAUGCGUCGAUAAGAGUGCGCUAUAUAACAACGUUAUUGAGACUAUAUCCCAUUUGAUAACGAUAUUAUAUUUUUCUGAAUCUGAACAUGCAUUUACACACCAACAUGUAUAGAUGUGUAUACAUUUAGGCAGUUUGCAGAAGUUCAAAUCAAAGCAAGUUCCACUGCAUUAGCACGUUUUACCAGUUCGUUCAUUCCCUGUGAAUUGAACCCACCACGGUGGUGUUGCUAGCGCCAUGUGCUGACAUUAAAGCUACAAUUUCAUGAUAAACUAGAAUUAUGCUCAUGGAAUCACAGAAAAUACGCUACAAAACACAUUUAAAAUGCACUGUGACUGUUUGAACGGUUUGAAUAGAUAGAGAUAGAUAGAUAGAUAGAUAGAUAGAUAGAUAGAUAGAUAGAUAGAUAGAUAGAUAGAUAGAUAGAUAGAUAGAUAGACAAAAACUUUGAAAUCAUCUUGCAGUAAUCAUGAGGUUAUGGGAAAGUGGUCAACAGGUUGGGAGUAAGAGUUUUAGUAUUCAUUACAGUGCAUGGCAACAACUUAGUAUCACUUUAAGAAAACCUACAGAGGUGAAUUCAUUACAGAAGAAGUGCACAUCUAGCCUUUUUUCCUAGGUUUCCUGUUGGCUUGGCUGUGAAUAAAAAUGCAGUCAAUUCAAAGAAGGCACAUUUCAGUUUCACCCACACAUUUCUAAGCAACUGAUAGGAUCUGCCAGACUGAAUUAAUUUUUCAGAGUGAAUGAAAAGUCAUGCAGCUGACCACAUCUUCUCGUUUUUGAUUUCUUUCCUGCACCUGACUAUCCAUCUCAGGCUUGCUGCAUAAUCGCUGCAGUCUCAACACAGCUCUCGGAAUUAGCUCACAAUGCCAGCCAAAUAUGUGUGGUGUGAACCCAGGCGGAAAUAAUGACAGAAGGUCACUCUGUCGGGGAGGCGGGCGUUUCGGCAACGCUUGGCUCUCUACUCGGCCUUGGCCCAGUGCUGGAACGUCCAGGACAAGAAACACAAAACAAAUACAGUAGCAGAGAUUAGAGCAAACAUUAUAACAGCAACAAGAACGCAAGAAUAUUAAGCGGUUUUUGUGAACAGCUAGCAUCGCGUGGCAGAAGAUGUGGGAAGGGAUUUAAUUGGUAUUGCAGACCGAUGCACAUCUGUCAAGUACCAUUUCUCCCAACCCAUUAGACUCAGGAACAUCCCUCUCAACCUGACAAGGACCAUACAGCAGGACGAGUGGCACCUCUUACAUCUGCGGCGCAUCACGGCGGGGUUCUUGGGCAUGGCUGCUGCCGUGAUGCUGUGUGGAAGCAUUGUGGCCGCCGUGGGAUUUUUCUGGGAGGAGAGCCUCACCCAGCAUGUGUCUGGACUCCUCUUCCUUAUGGCAGGUAUCUUUUGCACAAUCUCACUGUGCACCUACGCAGCCAGUGUCUCAUACGACCUAUCCAGAAACCCUCCUUUCAUCUACGGUCUGCCCAGUGAUGUAGACCACGGGUACGGAUGGUCCAUCUUCUGUGCAUGGGUCAGUCUGGGCCUAACGGUGGCGUCAGGUUGCAUCUGCACAACUUAUCCAUUCCUGAGCCGCACAAAGGCUCUUCGCUCCAAAACGGCAAGGGAGUCGUCUGUAUGAGCGCCCCCUGGCGGCCCGGAGGACUCGGCAAAACAUUAAUCAGCACUUGGCGCUUUAAUAAAACAGAUUCAAGUGGGACUUCAUGCUGUAUGGAGCUGUUUUGAAUGUCUUGUAGAUUUCAGAUAACUUCGUUGGGCCCACGAGACGUAUCGGUGUUAAAAGGAACGAUAACUGUUGCAUUUCUCGUGUGUCUUCUACACACAUUUGCUUACACAUACACACACACACACACGUAAAAAAAAAGAGAAAUACACACAAAUAUACCGUAUGUGUGAAUAUAAUGAACAAAACCUUUGAUUUGAAAUGGGUACGUGUAUGUUUGUGGGUCGUUGUGAUGCAAUCAUUCUCUGGAUCAGGUGAAUAUUAUACACAAUAUAAGGAUCUGAGCCACAGUUUUUUAUGCAAACCAUCUGAAAUUCGAAUUAUUGCUCUGAUCACGGUCAGUUUUAUUUUUUUAUUAUGCAAUUAAAGCAUAUCGGUUUCCCUGCCACUUGCAAGCGGAUACAAGUCGACUAACCAUUGGCUCAAGAGCCGACGUGUCAAAUGAAAAUAUCAAACAGCUGAAGAAUUCAAUCAGGGAUGAACAGGACGCCUCAUGUCACCGAAGUCACCACAUCAGACAAAUGUAUAAAGGCAUGAUUGCAUAUAUAUCACCUUUGGGUAACAGCUGGUGGCUGAUAUUCAAAAAGAUUGAAAAAUCAAAGAGACACGAGAAGUCUUGAGAUCUAAAACGUGGAUAUGCAAAUUUGUGAUUGGAUGAAAUGGCUGUGAAGAUUCAGGACUUGAACUUGGCUGUCGCUAGCAGUGCAAUCGUAAUACGGCAGCAUGUUUUAAGUGGAUGCUCUCCAAUCUACCAGUCUCGCUAACGAAAGGCCUCUCUUGACGUCACGUCCUUGUUGAAAAUACAGUCCUUCUGUUCCACACGAAACAACCAGGAUUAUAUUAACUGCUGGAUAUUGUUUUCCAAACAGCCAAAAGAGUUACUUAUCCCUGACACUGUACUGUUUGCCUCAAAACUUCUGUUGUGUUCCUGAAAGUGUAUCGUAAAUAAAAUAUUAUCAUGAUGAAAUAAAGGUCUAUGAAGAAACCAAA